Penicillium pulvis is the source of this 5625-nucleotide messenger RNA. RefSeq names its product putative SNF2 family helicase/ATPase. The record is from RefSeq and is a predicted model, not a curated record. Gene Ontology annotation, molecular function: ATP binding; protein binding; ATP-dependent chromatin remodeler activity. Gene Ontology annotation, cellular component: nucleus. The coding region runs from base 1 to 5625 and encodes 1874 amino acids. The transcript has 2 exons. NCBI's taxonomy places the organism in Eukaryota, Fungi, Ascomycota, Eurotiomycetes, Eurotiales, Aspergillaceae.
AUGGAGCCAGAGAUCUCUGACCCAGUUGAUUGGUCUGUCGAUGAGGUUGUAAGCUUCCUCUGCGGCGCUGGACCUGCACCAUGGGCGCAAUCUUCAAAUGCUCCACGGCCAGACCCGGCUGUACUUGGAGCAGCUCUCCGCGAUAAUGACAUAUGUGGAGAAGUCCUUAUGCAUGUCGACAACGACGGCCUGAAGGAUAUGGGCAUAAAAGCAUAUGGCCAUCGCAUCAUGCUGAUGAAAGCAAUCCAAUGGCUACAGCAAAAGUCUGUCAAGUACAGCUCAUCCCACAAAAAUGCUUCCAUUGAGGUCGCUGUUUCUACAACGUCUUCUCCAUACCCGCAUGAGGGCACCCCCGUGUCUGCUGCAAUGACCCCUAACCCUGUAGACCUCAUCACUUCCCCCAAAGGUACUCCUGCUGUUCACGCAACCCUUAAAACAAAAAGGAGGAUUGCGCCUACAUUGCUGCAAAAAGAAGUCCUCCCAAUAUCGGCAAAUCGGACGCUGCCAGAUGGCUCCUUGUCCCCAUCACAUGCAACUUCUCUAUCACAGGAUGUUUGCUUGAACAUUGCCAACAUACCCUCAAACAAGACUGUUUUGCACGACAACAGAGAUGGCUUAGUUGAGAAUAGUCCGGAGGCCCCGGCACGAACUGAAAAAGAAGAAGAAUUUUUAUCCUACUUGUUGAAGAAAUACGUGCCAGAGGAUGACGAUGCUGGCCUUCCUGGAUAUGGAGAAUCGGGAUCAGAAGGAGAGUAUGACAAGGAAACUUGGCAGGAAAUAGUGCAAGAUCAUCCAAGCCUCGAAGAUGAUCACCCGAGCCCCGAAGUAUCCCGACUCUCUGGCCUUUCCCGGGAAGAGUGUGAUAAAAUCUUGGCGCAAUACAUUACGGAGCAAAAAGAACUGUGGCGCCAGAAAGUCCUUCCGAAGAAACUUUCGAAAGCAGAAAGGCUGUGGUGUGCUUUUCGGCAAACCAACACGCUUGAGGAUGGCAAUGCGCUUCAGGAUGACAAUCUGCUUCAGGCUGAAAGACUUCGCCAUUCAAACCGCAUUGAGCAUCUUCAGGACCGUCUGAAAAAGAUUCAGCAGGCGAUCAUGGGUGUGUCAUACAGGUCACCCUCGGCUUUCCGGGGAGCAUGUGCGGCCAUCGAUAUGACGAUCUUUGAUCGGUGUACUGAAAGAUGGACACUGGAUAUCCUCGAAUUGGAUACAUGCCCGGAACCUGCUCCACGUCCAGCAAAGGUCCAUCGGCCUCGUGAGGAGCGGGAUAUGGAGUCGAUAUCGGCAGAAGAAGAUGAAGAUGAAACACUCACAUCUGAUGCGGAAUUCUCCUAUGGAGAUCCCAUCGAGGAGGAUGACAAUUUCGAGCCAUCUGUCGAUGAGGGUCAACCGGAUUCCGGUAGCCCCAUGACCAUCUCAUUGGAAGAUGAAGAUGCUGAAGUCCCAUCAAACACACCUCAUUCGGAAGCAGCUCAUGGAAUGCCUUUCGCUUUGGACUCUUCUCCCGAUUCUAGAUCCAGCCUGUCGCCCAACCCUCCCAACAAGCGACGACGUGUUAGCGAUCCAGGCCGAAGGGUCAAUGUCAGAAUGAAGGCUCCAGGUCCUUUCUAUCAAAACGACGACGAAGACAUAGAGGUAAUUGAUCUCACCAAUGCGGGCGACCAAUCCAAAUUAACUCCGUCACACCACGGUCAUGCUUCGGAGGACAUAAUCAAGACUCCACCCCUCAACCCAACUGUAAUAGCCGUUGACAUUGCUGAUGGCGACGAGAAGAUAUCCCUCAAAAGCCCUCCUCUAAAUUCAGCUCCAUUGCGACAAGAUCAUGCUACUGGGGUCAUAAUUAAGACUCCCCCUCUGAAUCCCACAUCACCCAUCAGGCUCAAGCUUUCUCAGCCCCGAGAUCGCCCAAUUGAAAUCGAACAGUCCUUGCCAAAGUCCACCGAUGGCUCCUCCCCGGUCCUCCUCGACAGUGCAAGCGAACCCGCCCAGCCCCAAACACUCUCGACUGCACUUCCGGAGAAUACAAAUACAGAUGACGCCGAUGUUCUCCGUAUGGUCGAGGGAAUGAGCAUGGCAUCCAUUGAGACCAGAAAAGAUCGUAUUCAGUUGUUAGCAAAGAUUGUUAUGCAAUUGCCAUCAAGUGAAUACAGAGGCUUUCCGGAAUACCUAGACAGGUGGAUUGACCCAAUCUACCGCGAAAAAAUCCAGGAAGUUAUUCGGGCCAUGAUGAACAACCAGCGAAAGCUCGAUGACGUCGAACCUGCCGAAAGCAAGCUUUCAAUGCGUUAUGGCGCUUUGUUCGUAUCUUGGUACCACUGUGCCAGCGUGACUUCAGCUGGACUUCAGCCCAGGCGACUCCAAGAGGCGCUGAAAGCGAUCGAGGAGGAUUGUGAUGAGGGUGUUUUGUUGUCAGUCUUUCACAAGAAACUUCAAUCGCUCAUCAACACAUACAAUGUUUUGCAUCCCGAGUCUUCACGACGACGCUCAUUGGGUGAGGGCUCAGGAAAGGAAGAUGAUUUGAGCCCGCCCUCGUUGCAGCCUUCUAAACAGAGCCUGAAAAGGAAAAAGCAGUACGUGCCGAAAGCACCCAAUAGUGUGCAGAAAAAUGCUCAGGAACGAAAAGCAGUGCAGGACCGAGCCAGAGAGGAAUUGAGGAAGGAGAGAGAGGAGAAGGGUUUGAGUAACAGUGACCGAGCGGGACAGGCGGUCACCUUCAAAGACCCUAUCAUCUACCUCAAUCCCGCCCUAGGUGAAUUCGUCAAACCGCAUCAACUUCUAGGAAUUCAGUUCAUGUGGCGUGAACUUUGUGACACCGAUAAUCCGCAAGGAUGCUUGCUUGCCCAUGUUAUGGGGCUAGGCAAGACCUUUCAGGUGAUAUCCCUCUUAGUAACGAUUGCCGAGGCGGCUGCCUCAGAAAACCCCAAAAUUAAAGCGCAAGUCCCCGAGAAAUUUCACCAAUCUCGAACUGUCAUUCUUUGUCCAGCUUUCCUGGUGCUCAAUUGGAAGAAAGAGUUCAAUUGCUGGGUUCCACCCAGUCAUCACCUUGGAACUGUCUUCCAGAUUAUAGCUGGUCCCAACACCGACCCUGCGGAAAGAAUGGCCACCCUUCAAGCCUGGAAUGAAGAAGGAGGUGUUAUCAUCAUGAGCUAUGAAAUGUUUCGGGGGUACAUCAAGAACGAUCAAAACCGCGCAAGUGGCCAGCAGCAUAAGAUGAUUUUAGAUGCUCUCUUGGUCAAGCCCAAUAUCGUGGUUGCUGACGAAGCACACAAAUUAAAGGGAGAAAAAUCAUACAUCAGCCAAGUGACUUCUCUCUUCGAAACCAAGAGUCGAAUCGCUAUGACAGGAUCACCUCUUGCAAACAACCUGUUCGAGUAUUACCAAAUGAUUGAAUGGGUUGCACCUGGUUAUUUGGAGACAGCGCAGUCUUUUAAGGAAAGGUACAUGGAACCUAUUCAGGACGGUCUGUACAUUGACAGCAAUCUGUACGAGCGGAGGGCAAGUCUUGUUGCGCUGAAGAUUCUCAAUGGGAUUUUAGAGCCCAAAAUUCAGCGCGCAGAUCAUUCAGUAAUUGCAUCAUAUCUGCCGCCCAAAAAAGAACUUGUCGUUCGUGUUCCCCUAUCAGAAACCCAGCGAAUGGCAUACAAUAUCUUCGUUGAGGAAUUGAAAGCCUCGGGCAAUUUUGCCAGGUUGUGGCAAUGGCUCGCGAUCAUGCAGCUGUGUUGCAAUCAUCCAAAACCGUUUCUAGACAAAUUAGAAGAUCGAACGGCCACCACAAGUCACGGAGUCGAAGCGUCUGUAUUGGAUGGGGACGCCGAUCUCCCCCCAAAAUUGUUGUCAAGAAUCAAGGCACUCUUGGCCCCGAUCUCCGACAUAUCGGACCCCAGCUUGUCCCAUCGAUCUUUGCUGCUCGACAGGAUUCUGGACGAGUCAAAGAGAAUCGGUGAUAAGGUCUUGGUAUUCUCCCAGAGUAUCCCGACGUUGAACUACCUGGACCAGUUAUUUAAUAAACGGGGUCGAAAUUACAAACGAAUCGAUGGAACUACUGAGGCUUCAAAGCGUCAAGGAAUUUCGACAAAAUUCAAUGAAGAUCCAAGUAUGGAGCUUUUGCUCAUCUCAACUCGGGCUGGUGGACUGGGCUUGAACAUACAUGGAGCAAACCGAGUCGUUAUCUUCGACUUUUUGUUCAAUCCGUCCUGGGAGGACCAAGCUAUCGGGCGUGCUUACCGUCUUGGCCAGACAAAACCCGUCUUUGUCUAUCGCUUUGUAGCGGCAGGGACUUUCGAAGAAAUCAUGUUCAAUCUGACUCUCUUCAAGUCCCAACUCACAGUCCGCGUGGUGGACCAGAAAAAUGUCCUUCGCGAGGGCCACAAGAAGCCCACGAAAUAUUUGGUCCCUGUCAAAGUGAGAGAGAAGCAACCGGUUGAUCACCUUCUGGGGCAAGAUCCUGAAGUCCUUGACAAGAUCAUUUCCGACGGCAGUCUUGCUGACAGUAUUCUGGAAAUCACCCAGUCUAAAGUUCAAGACGAUGAGAAUGACAAAUUGUCCCCCCAGGAAAACCUACGCGUCAAAGAUGAAUUGACUCUGGAGCAGCUUAAACGCAGCGACCCAGCGGCAUUUAGACUGGAAAUGAAGAAGCGUAAGCUGGCUGAGAAUGCUAAGGCCGAGGCAACGCGGCUUAAGUUGCAAGCCCAGCUCAGGCAGCAACAAGAGGAACAGCAGCAGAGGGAGCAGCGACUGCUGCAUACCUUGUCAGAUCCUGUUGGACCUCAGAACGAUCUGCCCCGAAACCCCCAGCAGCAAAACCCCCAGCGGCAGCAGCAGCAGGGGGUCCUUUCCGCGCAGCAAGCUGCAGGCACCUCACCAUUGAGACAGGUUGGUAUACAACCAACCGCUGCGCCAUCUGCACUUGGCCAGCCACCAGGCCCAAGUCUGUUUGGUCAAUCCUCCCGAAACCUAUCACCAUCCGGUCACUUUCAGCAGGCCAACCCAAGUCCAUUUGGCCAACCCUUCCAAAGCCCAUCAAUAUUCGGUCAACCUCAGCAGGCUAACACAUAUCCAUUUGGCCACCCUCCUGCACCUGCUGAAAUGCAGCGACUGCUGCACCAACGCGGAACGGGGCUUAUGCGCCAUCAAGAAAUUGCGCGGCAGCCUCCAAGCCUCUCACGAUCGGUACCUAAUGAUAAUUCGUCACAUCAUCGGGUGACUGGGAUGAAUUGGCUCCCUACGCUAUUAGCACAAGCGUCUGGACCAGAUGUCAAUUCCACACCAUACCCUCAUGCUCAGGCACGCCCAUCUUCAACCCCAAUCCCCGACCAUGUGCCAGUGAACCCGUGGCGGGCGUCCUCGAAUGAGUCAGUUUCAAGAUACCAAUCCCAACCUACCACUCCAACUUUCUCCCCACCGAAUCUGCAGGCCACUUUGAUGAGCAGCCGCAACCCUGCAAUGAGGGCUGCUUUCCCUUGUGAUAGAGAUGGGAAUUGGGUUCCAACUCGGCAAUUUCCCAUUCCUCCAGCUCAACCACAGUCACAGCCACAGGCCACGUCGGCUCGUCCGGCUUCCUCGUCACUUGAUUAUCCUGUACCAACAGACGAUCAACUGCCUCCCACCCAGACCGAGCCAGGACAGUAA